Messenger RNA from Drosophila elegans, 1036 nucleotides. It is a transcript of the gene Jhbp7, whose product is annotated as protein takeout. The transcript has 4 exons. Lineage: Eukaryota; Metazoa; Arthropoda; Insecta; Diptera; Drosophilidae. Bases 116 to 868 code for a protein of 250 amino acids. The record is from RefSeq and is a predicted model, not a curated record.
GAGUCAAUUUACAGUUUGCCAUUGAACCUGGUCGGGCGUUCGCCAAAAAAUUCGAGCGGGUGAAUUUUGCAGUAGUGCUCCGUAGAUAUACCCCCAUCAAAAAUCAAUCCCUAUAAUGUUGCUGCUCCAACUGGGCUCCGUGGCCUUGCUCUUCUGUUUGGCCAGUGGUGCCUCCAAUUUUCCUCCCGAGUUGCCUCGUUGUCGAGUGGGCGACACUAGCUGCAUCAUCAGCGUCUCCCACAUGCUGAUCCAACAGUAUGCCAGGACUGGCUAUCCGGCGGCAGGAUUCCCCCAAGUGGAACCCUUCCUCAUCAAGCGUUUCGACAUCUCCGAUGGACGCACUGGCUCCCUAAAUCUCAAGCUCAACUUCAAGGAUGUGAAUGUGGAGGGAUUGUCGGGAGUGAAAUUCGAUAGAGCUGUAGGUUUUGGCGCCGAUCCUGCCACCAGCAAGUUUGAGAUGUACGGAUCGUUUCCCAAAAUCGUGCUGAAGGGCAAGUACGUGGCCGACGGACGCAUCCUAAUCCUGCCCAUUCGCGGUGAUGGCGAUGCCGAGAUCGUCCUGCACAAUCCCAAGUUCUCGGUGAAGUUUAAGCCGGGCACCCAGUUGAAAAAUGGACGUACCCAUUUGAGUGUGGACAAGCUCAAGGUGCUGGUGGAGCCACAAAAGAUGAAUAUUCGACUGGCGAACCUUUUCAAUGGCGACCAGGCAUUGGGAACCAACUUGAAUCAGUUCCUCAAUGACAACUGGACGGAAGUGUGGAACGAACUGCACCCCUCCAUUCACGUGGCUAUUGCCGAGAUCAUGAAAAGUGUCCUAUCCCAACUAUUCAAGCGUUUCGCCUACGAAGAUCUGUUCCUGGAGAACUGAGCCCUAGUCCUUUCAUUAGGCUAAGUGUACGAGUACUUCCUCACCAGCAUUCCAAACACACACACAUGAACCAUGGGACGUUGCAUUCCGGCCAUUGACAUAUCAUCAUAUCAUCGUAUCUGCUAAGCUAAGCUUUAAAUUGUAGAAUAAACAAACCUAAUAUGAAAA